AUGAGGCUAUACACAGUCUGCGCUGUGGCAGCGCGCUUCUACAAUAAUGGUAUUCUUUACAAUGUUCUCCUUCGGCAUGCGCGAGAGGCGGGGCUAGAGGCAAUGCUGUCGUCCAAAUCGACGGCGACCGUUCAGGGCUUUGUCAUACUGGCAACUUGGUCGCAACCAUCAGUUUCCUACGAGACUGAUAAUGCCUACUUGUAUGCUGGCAUCGCUAUUCGCCUAGGAGUCGAGAUUGGACUACAUAGAAAAAUAGCACUUCGCUAUCCCGACAACACAGAGCCACAUAUCAAGAGAAUGUACGUUGAGGAAGUCCUCUCAAGAGAGCGUACAUGGUUUUGCGUCUUCAUACUGGAUCGAUCAAUGAGUGCCUUGACUGGCAAACCGCCACAGGCUCCAGAGACAUAUGCGAUACGCGAUGUCGAUAAGUGGUGGCGCAGGUCCGAGUGCACAUUGUCCGAUGUCUUUAUCUCCGCCCACGCGCAGCUGCUUAGACUUCUCUACCGAUGCUUCGACGUCAUAUAUUCCUGCAACGACACAUUUACAGGUGUUUCUACAGGUCUCAAUUAUCAGGUCGUCGUCAAGGACUUGCAGUGGCGGCUGGACGAAUGGGCACAGAUAUGGGCAAAGAACCUGAGAGAUUUUGACGCCGAGCAAGCCAACGAGGAGCCGUUGGAGACGUACCUUUCCAUUCUUAACCUUUCCAGAUCGUUUUAUAAUCUUGUACCGCUCUCUUUUGGUCUGCAUCAUUGCACUGUGGAUGGUUUCAACCGGGUAGAUCAAAUAUCUUUUGUAACUCGAUGCUACGAAUGCGCCACUCGGACACUCCAGGUCGCCACAAAAGAGCUGAACCCAAAUCGGGUCUUCAAGGUGGCACCCGACAUUUGUGUUAUUGCUGUCACAUACGCUGCCUGCUUCCUGCUUAAACUCAUUGGGCCGGAGUUCAAGCACAUUUUCGACGAGGCUGUCGUUCUCGAUCUGAUCAAGGAGACUUUGAGCCUCCUGGAAAAAUCAUCCGAAGAUGAAAGGCAUACACAUCACCUCCAUGCAAUGUUCCUGCGGAGGCACAUUGACCGCUACCAAGCACAAGACUCGUCUUGUAUCAACGACGCGCCCACGCAGCCAGGGCAGCAGCCGCCGCCGCAACAACAACAACACCAACACCAGCAACAACAACCCUCCUUCUUCGUUUCCAACUCAAUGACUGACCUAGGAAGCACCGAUGUCUGCAUUGACGUUGAUGGAUCCAUCAAUUUUCCUUCGCUAAGUGGUAAUGGGAUAAUACGUCCCACGGCGGACAUGAGCUCGGAUUGGAUCGAUACCGUGCUGGGCAUGCAGAGUCGAAGGGAUGACCCCUUCUCCACAGGCCUGCAGAUGGCUCCGUGGAGUGGUAUAUUCGGAAACGACUUUACUACUGAAGGAAUGUUUUAG
This is a messenger RNA of Pestalotiopsis fici W106-1, 1431 nucleotides long. RefSeq lists its product as uncharacterized. Gene Ontology annotation, cellular component: nucleus. Gene Ontology annotation, molecular function: DNA-binding transcription factor activity, RNA polymerase II-specific; zinc ion binding; transcription cis-regulatory region binding. The transcript has 2 exons. Bases 1 to 1431 code for a protein of 476 amino acids. Gene Ontology annotation, biological process: DNA-templated transcription; regulation of DNA-templated transcription. The record is from RefSeq and is a predicted model, not a curated record. NCBI's taxonomy places the organism in Eukaryota, Fungi, Ascomycota, Sordariomycetes, Amphisphaeriales, Sporocadaceae.